Molecule: messenger RNA, 6571 nt
Organism: Aaosphaeria arxii CBS 175.79
Lineage: Eukaryota; Fungi; Ascomycota; Dothideomycetes; Pleosporales
Product: putative polyketide synthase
Exons: 5
Coding region: 1-6501 (2166 amino acids)
Biological process (GO): secondary metabolite biosynthetic process; fatty acid biosynthetic process
Molecular function (GO): 3-oxoacyl-[acyl-carrier-protein] synthase activity; fatty acid synthase activity; phosphopantetheine binding
Source: RefSeq, a predicted model, not a curated record
AUGCCUAUUGCUGUCAUCGGCAUCGCAGUAAGGGCAGGGGCUGCGUCAACAGCGGAUGAGUUUUUCGAGAUGAUUUCUAGGGGUAGAAGCUCAUGGUCACCUGAAAUACCCCCAGAAAGAUUCAACAAUGCAAGCUUUUACCAUCCGAAUGCAGGAAAGUUGGGCAGCGUCAACACCAAUGGAGGCUCCUUCAUACAACAAGACAUCACCAAGUUCGACGCCCCCUUCUUCAGCAUCACGGAACUAGAAGCAACGUCCAUGGACCCACAACAACGUAUCCUUCUAGAAUGCGCAUACGAAGCCUUGGACAGUGCUGGUGUUCCCAAACAUGACACUGUUGGCAAGGAUUUUGGCGUCUUCAUCGGUGCAGGCUCACCAGAAUACGAGUUUGAUCUAUUUAGAGAUUCAGAGACUCAACCAAUGUUUCAAGCAACAGGAAAUCAUCUUGCUAUGCAAUCGAAUAAGAUCAGCCAUUUCUUCGACUGGCGAGGUCCAAGUGUCACCAUGGAUACAGCGUGUUCUUCCUCGUUGACUGCAGUGCAUUUUGGAUGCCAAAGUUUACGAAACCGCGAGUCUAGUGUCGUUCUGGUAGGAGGGUGCAACCUCAACAUCAUACCUGAGUAUUUCAUCAAUUAUUCUACAUCUAGACUCUUGGGUGAUAGUGGAAAGUGCUUUUCGUUCGAUGCUCGUGGGACUGGAUAUGGCCGAGGCGAAGGCUGUGGCAUGCUUCUGCUCAAGCCAUUAGAUCAAGCAUUGAGGGACAACGAUUGUGUACGAGCAAUCGUUGCUGCCAGCGGCGUAAACCAAGAUGGUUACACUCCGGGUAUCACUAUGCCAAACGGGGAAUCCCAAGAAAAGCUGGUCCGCUCGAUAUACAAGAAUGCAGGUCUUGAUCCAACCUUCACUGGCUAUGUCGAAGCCCACGGCACAGGAACGAGAGUAGGUGACCCUAUCGAGGUAACUGCAUUACACAAUGUGUUCAAUGAAGGUCGAACCAAGAAGAACCCCCUCUUCCUCGGAUCCGUAAAGUCCAAUAUCGGCCAUUUGGAAUCAGCAUCUGGAAUCCUCGCAAUGAUCAAGACAACAGUAAUGCUAGAUAGGGGGUUCAUCCUGCCAAACUAUGAUUUCAAAGUCGGAAACCCUCGCAUACCAUUCGAUGACUGGGGUCUUAAGGUACCAGUCAGACAGCUGCCUUGGCCCCGUGGAAAACGAUUUGCCAGUGUCAACAACUUUGGAUUCGGUGGGACAAAUGCCCAUAUUGUAAUGGAAAGGCCGCCCAUGCGACAAAACCACAAUAAUGGCGCUGCUUCUUCGAAAGAAGCCCCUCGCAAACGUUUGUUUAUUCUUUCAGCAGCCGAUAAGGCAGCUUGCAUAUCAAUGAUGAGCAAUCUUGGAGUGUAUCUGGAACAGAGGCCAGAAAUGUUCCAAAGAGAUCUCAUGAGUAAAGUAGCCUAUACGUUAGGUCAACGCCGAUCACUUCUACCAUGGCGCGUAGCGAUACCUGCCAGUGAGUCUUUCGAACUGGUGGAAAGGAUUUCCAAUGGAACAAUCAAGCCCGUGAAAGAGACAGGCCACCCCAUUAGAGUUGGUUUUGUCUGCACAGGACAAGGAGCACAAUGGUGGGCAAUGGGGAAAGAACUCUACAGUAGCUAUCCCGUGUUCCAAGAAACGAUCGAUGUCGCAAGUCAAACGCUGCAGGGAAUCGGUGCGCAGUAUGAUCUGAUCGAAGAACUGAAUCUGGACGAGAAAACUACGCGCAUAAACCAGGCACACAUCAGUCAGCCAUCGUGUACGGCUAUACAAUUGGCAAUCAUAGAUCUACUUCGAUCUUGGGGAGUAACACCAGCUGCUGUAGUCGGCCACUCAUCUGGCGAGAUAGCAGCAGCUUACGCGGCCGGGAUCUUAUCAGUAGAAUCCGCAAUGAUCAUUGCCCAUCAUCGUGGUCGACUCAUCCCAGUCUUGAAGGAAAGACAUCCCUACCUCGAUGGUAGUAUGUUGGCUAUUGGCUGCGGAUAUGAAGAUGUCGAGGAUACUCUUUCAUCUAUCACCAACGGAAAAGCUCGAAUCGCAUGCUACAACAGCCCUCAGAGUCUGACUAUAUCUGGAGAUUCCUCGGCCAUAGCUGAAAUCCAACAGAAAAUGGAGGAAAAGCAGAUCUUCAAUCGAAAGUUAUUGAUUGAGACAGCUUACCACUCUCAUCACAUGGACCUGAUCGCUGAAGACUAUAUGAGCUCGAUCCAAAGUUUACCACAGCCUAAGUCUUCCGAUGUGCGUUUCUUCUCGUCUCUUACUGGGAAAGAGGCACUCCAUUCAGAUUUUGACUCUAGCUAUUGGGUUAGAAAUUUAACAAGUCCGGUACGAUUUGCACAAGCGUGCGCGAAGCUCGUUGCACCCACAGAGGAUUUCGCUACUGGCGUCGAUGUACUUGUUGAAAUCGGCCCUCACUCUGCCCUACAAGGCCCGGUGAAACAAAUUUUGAAAGCCGUCGGCGGUGCGACAGCAAAACUGUCAUACGCACCGACCCUUGUUCGCAAAAGGCACGCCGUUGAUACAAUGCUAGAACUAGCGUCGUCACUUUUCUGUAAAGGCAGCGAGUUAAACUUCGCAAAGAUCAACUUCCCAACAUCUUCAACCAUGCCAGGUCUUCUGGUGGACCUCCCCAAGUAUCCUUGGAAUCACUCUACCACCUAUUGGCAUGAAUCUCGAAUAUCUCAUACGCACAAGAAUCGGAAAUUUCCCCGGCAUGAUUUAUUAGGAUCAACUGCAAAUUAUUCGAAUGAAUUGGAACCAAUUUGGAGAAAUAUUGUACGGCUCGAUGAUAUUCCAUGGCUUAGGGAUCACAAGAUACAAGGUCUUACAAUAUUCCCCAUCUCUGCUUUUGUUGCCAUGAGCGUUGAGGCCGUUGCUCAAUUAGCAACAACAAGAGGCAUUGACGCUGAACAGAUCGACAUUUACGACCUCAAUGUUCAUACACCCUUGAUGAUGCCAGACGACCAAGUUGAAUUGACUACUUCCUUCCGCCCCUCCAAGGAAGGAUCCGAGAAGACUACGUAUUCCUUUAUCAUACACUCGCACUCGAACAGCAAAGGUUGGACAGAGAACUGUACUGGUACCAUCACCAUAAAGACGAAUGAGGUAGACGUACUGGAUACAGAGACUCGAUCUGGACACUCUCUUGCACGAUUGAAUGACAUGAUCGAACACACAAGGGAGGUGGACUCGUCAAUAGAGGGUACAAAUCUGUACGAUACGCUGUCCCAACUUGGUGUCACUUAUGGCCCUGCAUUUCAAGGCAUUGAAAACUGUUGCGCAACCGACCAAUGUGCAGCUGCAACAAUUACCGUUACGGACACAGCGUCGCAAAUGCCCGAGCGGACGGAAACAGGAAGUACGAUUCAUCCUUCCCUACUGGAGCAGCUCGUCCAAAUGUAUUGGCCAAUUCUCGGCGUUGGCCGCAGGACACUCAACACGAUUUGCCUGCCAUCAUCCAUUAAGAAGAUCACUGUCUAUCCAAAAGUCUUACGAUCAGUAAAGAACCCUGGGAAGAUCUUGCAGGCAUAUUGCACUUCACCGAUGCCACUGUCGACCGAAAGAACGAGCCAGGCUUCCAUGCUUGCAGUCACCGAGAAAGAAAUUGCAAUCUCGAUCGAAGAUCUGACCAUCGCCCCACUGCCGACCUCAGAUAUGGGCGAAACGGAAGAAACCGCUCGUGAUCUGUGUUUCAAGCAAAUUUGGGAACCCAUCUUGGAUGGCGUCAACAUAGAUUGUCACGGCCGACCAGUACUAAUAAUACAUGGCCAAACAAUGUCUCAAAAGACUCUCGCACUAUUUCUUGCAGCUUCUAUCCAGAGUCGAGGAGGGGCCAACGUCGAAAUGGGCCAACUAGAUCUGAUUGACCCUACGGGAAAAGUCUGCAUCUGCCUGACAGAACUCGAUCAUUCAAUUCUGUCGAACGUGACAGAGAAAACCUUGUCGUCAUUACAAAAACUGGUUCAAAACGCCCACUCACUUCUUUGGGUAACCCGUGGCGCGUACGGUCAAGCAAACGGGAAUCCUACCAGCAACAUGGUGUCUGGCUUCAGCCGAGCAAUACGAUCUGAGAGUAUGUUCAAGUUCGCGACUUUGGAUCUAGAUGCAGACCAACCGCUUGAUACCAUAAGCGCAACCACAGCCAUCAUCCAGGUUCUCUCCGCAGUGAUCGACGCGACAACAAUCGCGAACGUUGAGUUGGAAUUUCAAGAGCGAAAAGGUCGUUUCUGGACUCCCAGGAUCGUUAAAGAUGAAAUCGUCAAUGAUUACGUUCACAAGCAAUCUUAUCCUCCUGCCGUGGAGGAGACAACGUUUGGGGACCCACGUCGAGCACUGAAACUAGCUGAUCCUACUCCUAACUCACUUGACUCUCUACAUUUUGUGGACGACCCCUCGCUGACUCAAGAUUUACUAGCCAAUCAAGUGGAGAUUGAAGUGAAAUCAGUGGGAAUCAGUCUGAUGGAUGCACACAUCUAUAGUGGUCGCAUUAACAAUUCAAGCAUCGGACAAGAGUGCAGCGGCAUCGUACGCAGAGUCGGAAAGGACGUCCGAGACAUCGCGGUGGGGAAUAGAGUGGCCGCUGUUGCUACUGGAUCCGUCGCCACUUCCGUUCGAACCGACUCGUCAUUUGUGUUGAAGCUUCCCGACGACGUUUCCUUCCAGCAAGCAGCAAACCUACCGCUGGCUCAAUGCGUUGCACGGUACUCCUUGUUUGAUCUUGCCCACCUGGAUGAAAAUGACCUAAUUCUCAUAUUGAACGGAGCCGGAGCAACAGGUCAAGCAGCAAUUACACUUGCGCAAAACAUCGGAUCAACAAUCUUCGUGACCGUGUCGACGUCCAAGGACAAGGUCCUCUUAAGGGAUGCGUAUGGUCUUCCAGGAGAUCAUAUCCUCUCCAGCCAGGACGAUCAACUUUGGCACUCGAUUCGAAGAAUCUCAACAAACCGUCGCGUUGAUGUUGUACUUGGCAUAGAGAAUGAUCCGAAGUUGAUGCAGUCUGGGCUGGAAUGCCUCGCGAAGUUCGGCAGAUUUAUUCACGUUAAAUCCAGCGAUGCGCCUAAAAAGGCUCACGUCGAUUUGACUGCCCUAGACAGUAAUGCUGCGUUGUUGUCAUGUGACAUCCAUAGCAUCGCAAAAGAUAGACCGCGAGUGAUACAGCGUCUUAUCAGAGAGAUAUCUCGGUCCCUCCGACAGGGUAAAAUAUGCGAAACCCACGGAUCCGACGUAUCAUCCAUUUCCGUUAUGUCGCAGGCUCUCAAGCAAGUGCAGUCUUCAUCUACAGAGAGUAGGACCGUCAUCACAUUGAACAAUGAAGAUACCAUCAAAGCGACUCCCUCCAAGAGAGAAGACAAGCUGUUCAAGGAAGACGCGACGUACAUCCUGAUCGGUGGUACUGGCGGAUUAGGCAGAGGCAUGACAAGAUGGAUGGCGAAGAAGGGUGCCAAGAACAUCGUUCUUUUGUCACGUACGGGGUCCGUGACUGGUUCUGUGAAGAUCUUGGUAGACGACAUGAUGGCAGUAGGUGUGAAUGUCGUUGUACAGAGUUGCGAUGUCGCGAAGAGGGCGAGCGUAGAUUCGUUCAUGUGCAAGGGAUUGGUUGGGCUCCCACCCGUUCGUGGUAUCAUUCACGGUGCAAUGACGCUUCGCGACACUCUUUUCGACAAAAUGGUCCUCAAUGAUUGGAUAGACGUGAUCGAAUCGAAAGUGCAGGGCGUCUGGAACUUCCAUAAUGCCUUUCAAUCUGUCCCACUUGACUUCUUCAUUGUUUACUCCUCAUCCGCUGCCGCCAUGGGAGGCAGAGGCCAAGCUGCGUACGCCGCUGCGAAUUCAUUCCUCGAUGCCUUCGCGCAGUAUCGUCGCGCGCUUGGUAUGCCUUGUGCUUCCCUUGGUCCUACGGCGGUUAUGGAUGCCGGAUACAUAUUUGAGAAUGCCGAAAUGUGGAAAGACGUCCAGAGAAACAUUGGCGAUAACUACAUCUACGAGGCAGAAGUAUUCUCCUUAUUAGAGUCGAUUCUUGACGGCACUGCAUCACGGAGCUGCAACGACCACAUUAUUACCGGCGUCAGUCUUGAUCCAACGAAUUUACCAUUUUGGGCAACCGACGCCAAAUACAAACACUUGCGUCUAGAGGCCGAAGCCACCGCCGCGCUGUUGAACAACGGUGCUAAGACAGUUUCGUGGAAUGCAACAUUCAAAGCGGCGGCCACCGCAACCGAUGCCGAGCAGGUUGUAUGUAAUGGGCUUGUCGAAAAAAUAGCGAAGACUUUAGGCCUUGAUUUGGAAGAGGUAGAUCCGACUCGAAAUCUAUCGAGCUACUCCUUAGACUCUUUAACGGCAAUUGACGUGCGGAAUUUCAUCACUAGGGAGUUUGAGUCGGCUUUACAAGUACUUGAGUUGCUAGCUAGUGGUACAAUUGCGACGUUGGCUAAGAAUGUAUGUGCAAAGAGCAAGAUACAAAAAGCAUCGGCUUGAGGGGAAGGAUUGCUAUGUUGGUACUCCGGCGCAAUGUGGAUUUCAGGUGGGCAGGCGUAGUGGGUAAAAC